Molecule: messenger RNA, 927 nt
Organism: Lampris incognitus (smalleye Pacific opah)
Lineage: Eukaryota; Metazoa; Chordata; Actinopteri; Lampriformes; Lampridae
Product: apolipoprotein D-like
Exons: 6
Coding region: 99-677 (192 amino acids)
Biological process (GO): tissue regeneration; lipid transport; brain development
Molecular function (GO): lipid binding
Source: RefSeq, a predicted model, not a curated record
CGGCAUUGAAUAUGAACACACACACACUCAUACUGCAGAACCUGCACUAAGCCUACAGCGGGAACAUCUUUGUACAUGACAUAGCUGACUGAUUAAAGAUGAAGGCGCUGCAGGUAUUGCUCGUUGUUCUCCUGGGUGCUCCAGCUGCCAGCGGUCAGUCCUUCCACCUUGGUAGCUGCCCCAGUCCGCCGGUUCAGAACAACUUCAACAUUUCAAAGUACAUGGGCACAUGGUAUGAGAUCGAGAAGCUCCCUGCUGUCUUUGAGAAGGGAAAAUGUCAUCAGGCAACAUACACCCUCCUCCAUGACGGGACGGUCAGCGUGCACAAUUCAGAACUACUAACAAAUGGGCAGGUAAAUUCCAUUGAGGGUGUGGCCAAAGUCAAGGACCCGUCUAAAUCGGCUGUUCUGGCUGUCAGCUUCUUCAAAGGUGUUCCUGAUGAUCCUUACUGGAUCCUGUCCACAGACUACCAGACACAUGCUCUGGUCUACUCCUGUUCUGAGUACCUGGGCCUUUUCCAUAUCGACUUCGCCUGGAUCCUGGCCCGCACACGGACGCUGACUGAUGAUGUCGUCAGACAGCAGCAUGACAGGCUGGCUGCUGCAGGCAUUGACAUAAGUCGCCUCAUUGUCUCCAACCAGACAGGCUGUGGUGCCCUGGGCUCGGGAAAGGGCUAGUAGGGUUCAAAAAGUGAUCUGUAACCAAGUACAUGUCAGCUGUAUGCAAAUGUAACGUGAACUCUAACAUUAUGUAAUACUUGAAUUUCAUGUACUUUGAGAUUGUUGUUAACUGACUGUGAGGCACCCGCUUAUUUACACAGCGUUAUUUCACGCUUUGUCAGAUUCAAACUUCUCCAAUCCCCUUCCUUCUGUAUUUGUCCACGUGCAAAGUAAAACCAUCAAACUGAAAUAAACCUUUUAUGCUUUC